Sphaerulina musiva SO2202 is the source of this 996-nucleotide messenger RNA. RefSeq lists its product as uncharacterized. NCBI's taxonomy places the organism in Eukaryota, Fungi, Ascomycota, Dothideomycetes, Mycosphaerellales, Mycosphaerellaceae. The record is from RefSeq and is a predicted model, not a curated record. The transcript has a single exon. Bases 1 to 996 code for a protein of 331 amino acids.
AUGGCUCAGCCUCCUCCCGUGUGGCAAAUUCCCUUAUACCAAAUGAGCCUGGAUGAAGCCCACGCCUAUUUGAUCCAAGAACUAUCCCGCCCUCUCACCCCACGCGACCAAGAGUUGAGAUCCUCCUUGAAGGAAUUCUUCACCGCGUGGCACCAUUCGGAUAAUGUUCUGGCUGUCUGUGGAAUACUUGACGAGUUGCUGUUCGGCCGCCUCUUAGGGCACCGUGUUGGUUAUGUCCAUCUGCCUAUGACUCCCCUGGGAAUGACAGAACUUUGCCACGAACACAGCAUUCUCAGUCGCGAUUGGUUACCACCUCACAAUUAUACCGUAAUCUCCGCUUUGCGCUGGGAUUUGGUGGACCAUCUACAAAAUGGACCGGGAUGUACAAUACGAAAAAGCUAUGCCGGCUUAUGGGGCACCCUAAUUCACGAAAUGCUGCAUGCAUACACCAUUCUGGCUACUGCAACAGGGGAAGACAUUGAAACAUGCCACUGCGGCAUUAAAACCGAACACGGUCCCAAGUGGACUAAGACCAUCACCAUGCUGGCGGCAAGACUGAAUCUCGGAAUCACUCCAGACGACAUGACGAACCGUCUGGAGGUAUGCCACGAGCCCGGCGAAUUGGUAUCCAUCAGAGACUACACCGGCCUGAAGCGAACCGACGGACGACGUUACAGCCAUAGUCAGACGUACGAGGUCAUCCGCAACACGAAAUACUCGAGGGACGACGCCGAAGGACGAGUCCUCCCCUUGUUAUCCGAUCCAAUCACCGCAGCAACAGAGUUGCCAGAGUUGUCGGAGCAGGACCUUGGACCAUUAUCCCCAACCCAAGAACCACAAGCAAAAGAGGAAAACCUGCCAUGCCACAGACCUCGCAGACGCCGAGAAACCUUUCCCGGGCGUAUGAUAGAAGAUUUCCUUGGAAUAAUGCGACUCGAUUGUACGGGUGAGACGAUGGCGACGCCGUAUGUAGGCAACUACUGGCAAUGUGAGUAG